Stegodyphus dumicola is the source of this 12864-nucleotide messenger RNA. It is a transcript of the gene Msp300, whose product is annotated as Muscle-specific protein 300 kDa. Gene Ontology annotation, biological process: nuclear migration. NCBI's taxonomy places the organism in Eukaryota, Metazoa, Arthropoda, Arachnida, Araneae, Eresidae. Gene Ontology annotation, molecular function: actin filament binding. Gene Ontology annotation, cellular component: nuclear outer membrane; cytoplasm; meiotic nuclear membrane microtubule tethering complex. The record is from RefSeq and is a predicted model, not a curated record.
AAUGAUAUUGCAUAGCAGAGAUUCAGGUGUAUUAGAUAUAAGUGAUAAUACUUUAUCUGUUGCAUCAGUAGUGGAACCUCAGAAAAAACCUAUCCAAAAAGAAGAAAAGCUUCCAGUUAGUGAUUUGGAGUUGAAUAUUUCAAAAACACAGCCAUCUGUUGAAACCAUAACAAUGCCUGUAAAACAUUCUCUGAAGGAGAAUAAUAAUGAAAAAGGAGGUGAAAAAUUAUUUUAUUCAUCUGAUAGGGAAAACACAUCAAAGUCUGCUUUUCAUUUAAUACAUCCACCUGAAGAAGCUGAGCAUGCCUUGUCUGAGGUGUCUGAUGCAAUGCAUAUUAGCAGAGAUUCAGGUGUAUUAGAUAUAAGUGAUAAUACUUUAUCUGUUGCAUCAGUAGUGGAGGAGGGGCAUAAAGAAACAAGUAAGGAACAUGAAUUGCUGGGAGAAACUGAUUAUUAUGUGACUGGAUUACAUGGUUCAUUAUCUGCAUUUAACAAAACUGUAGAUACAUCAGACAUAAGUAAUGACGCUUUUGUUUUUACAUCAAGAAUGGAAGAAAAGUGUAAAGAAACAAGUGGAAAGCUUUCACUGCUUAGUACAUCUGAUGUAGUAUCUACAUUUAACAAAGAUGUUGAUGCAGUGGAUAUAAGUAAUACUGCCAUGUCUGUUACAUCAAGAAUAAAAAAGGAGCAUGAAGAUGAAAGUAGAGAAUAUAAAAUGAUUGUAGAAACCAAGCAUGCUGUAAUUGGUGCAUUUGAUGCAAUACCUACAAUUAGCAAAGAUGUAGCUAUAUCAGAUGUAAGUGACGAUACUGUGUCUGUUAUGUCAGAAAUGAAGAACAGUUAUAAUGGUAAAAGUGGGGAACAUGAAUUGUCUGUAGAAAUGCAUCAUGUUUCAUUUAGCAUGUCUGAUGCCAUUCCUACAUUUAGCAAAGAUGUAGCUGCAUCAGAUCUGAGUAAUAAUACUGUGUUCACUAUAUCAAGAAUGAAGGAGGAAAAAAACAAAGAACCUGAAUUUUGCAUAAAAACUGAGCAAGUUCUGAUUGGUACAUCUGAUGCAAUAUCUACAAUUAACAAAGAUGUAGAUAUAUUGGAUCUAAGUAAGGAUACUGUUAUGUCAGGAAUGAAGGAAGAUUAUAAAUCUGAAAGUGAGAAACGUGAAUUACCAGUAGAGAUGCAUCAUAUUCCAUUUAACACAUCUGAUGCUAUACCUAUGUAUAGCAAAAAUGUAGACACAGUAGAACUAAAUAAAGUUGAUAUGCUUAAUACAUCAAGAAUGGAGAAAGAAGUUAAAGAAAAGAACAAAGAACUGGAAUUGCCCAGAGAAACUGAGUAUGUUUCAAAUGUUACAGCUGAUACAAUACCUGCAUUUAACAAAGAUGUAGUUAGGUCAGAUGUAAGUAAUGUGUUAGUUAUCUCAAGACUGAAAGAGGUUGUGGGUAGAAGUGAAGAGAAUGACUUAUCUGGAGAAGCUCUGCGUGUUCCAAAUGAUACAAUACCUACAUUUAAUGAAGAUAUGGAUGCUUCAGAUAUAAGUAAUGUAGUUGUGUCUGUUACAUCAAGAAUAAAGGAGAAGUAUAAAGACAAAAGUAAUGAAUAUGAAUCGCCUGGAGAACCUGAUCAUCUUUUAAUAGGUGCAUCUUAUACUAUACCUAAAUUUGACAAAGAUGUAGAUGUGUCAAAUAUAAGUCACGAUGUUGUAUCUGUUGUCUCAAGUUUGAAGGAGGAGCCUAGAGAUGAAAGCAAAGAGCAUGUACUGCCUGGAAAAUCUGAACAUGUUCUGAUUGAAACAUCUGAAGCCAUUGACAAAGAUGUAAAUUUAUCAGAUGUAAGUAACGAUAUUGUAUCUGUUACCUCAAGUUUUAAGGAGGAACCUAAAGAUGAAAGUGAUGUGCAUUUAUCGCCUGGAGAAAGUGAGCAUGUUCUGAUUGAAAAAUCUGGUACAGUACCUAAAUUUAACAAAGAAUUAGAUGCAUCAGAUGUAAGUCAUGAUGCUAUGUCUGUUACCUCAAGUUUGAAGGAGGAACCUAAAGAUGAAAAUGAUUUGUAUUUAUCGCCUGGAGAAUCUGAGCAUGUUCUGAUUGGAAAAUCUGGUGCAAUAUAUGCAUUUAACAAAGAAUUAGAUGAAUCAGGUGUAAGUAAUGAUGUUUUGUCUGUUACCUCAAGCUUGAAAAAGAAACCUAAAGAUGAAAGCAAAGAAAAUGUUCUGAUUGAAACAUCUAAUGCAACUUUUAUACUUAACAAAGAUGUAGAUGCAUCAAAUGUUAAUAAUGAUGUUGAGUCUGUUACACUGAAAAUGGAGAAUAAACUGAAAGAAAAACACAAACAUGAAUUGCUUAGAGAAACUGAACAUAUUCAAACUGGUGCAUCUACAUUUAGCAAUACAGAUAUAUCAGAAACAAAUAAUAUUUUAUCUAUUGCAUCUACAGCAAAAGAGGAGCAUAAAAACAGAAAUGAUAAUGUGUUAGUUAUCUCAAGACUGAAAGAGGUUGCGGAUAGAAGUGAAGAGAAUGACUUAUCUGGAGAAGCUCUGCAUGUUCCAACUGAUACAAUACCUACAUUUAAUGAAGAUAUGGAUGCUUCAGAUAUAAGUAAUGUAGUUGUGUCUGUUACAUCAAGAACAAAGGAGGAGUGUAAAGAUGAAAGUAAAGAAUAUGAAUUGCCUGGAGAACCUGAUCAUCUUCUAAUAGGUGCAUCUGAUACUAUACCUAAAUUUGACAAAGAUGUAGAUGUGUCAGAUAUAAGUCACGAUGUUGUAUCUGUUGUCUCAAGUUUGAAGGAGGAGCCUAGAGACGAAAGCAAAGAGCAUGUGCUGCCUGUAAAAACUGAACAUGUUCUGAUUGAAACAUCUGAAGCCAUUGACAAAGAUGUAAAUUUAUCAGAUGUAAGUAACGAUAUUGUAUCUGUUACCUCAAGUUUUAAGGAGGAACCUAAAGAUGAAAGUGAUGUGCAUUUAUUGCCUGAAGAAAGUGAGCAUGUUCUGAUUGAAAAAUCUGGUACAGUACCUAAAUUUAACAAAGAAUUAGAUGUAUCAGAUGUAAGUCAUGAUGCUAUGUCUGUUACCUCAAGUUUGAAAAAGGAACCUAAAGAUGAAAAUGAUCUUUAUUUAUCGCCUGGAGAAUCUGAGCAUGUUUUGAUUGGAAAAUCUGGUGCAAUAUCUGCAUUUAACAAAGAAUUAGAUGAAUCAGGUGUAAGUAAUGAUGUUUUGUCUGUUACCUCAAGCUUGAAAAAGAAACCUAAAGAUGAAAGUAAAGAAAAUGUUCUGAUUGAAACAUCUAAUGCAACUUUUACACUUAACAAAGAUGUAGAUGUAUCAAAUGUUAAUAAUGAUGUUGAGUCUGUUACACUGAAAAUGGAGAAUAAACUGAAAGAAAAACACAAAAAUGAAUUGCUUAGAGAAACUGAAUAUAUUCAAACUGGUGCAUCUACAUUUAGCAAUACAGAUAUAAAUAUUUUAUCUAUUGCAUCUACAGCAAAAGAGGAGCAUAAAAACAGAAAUGAAGAAAAUGAAUUGCAAAGUAAUCAGUGUACAUCUAGUCAACCUCAGAGCAGUGGAAAAGCCUAUGUGCAGUCAGAAGUAGCAAAAGAUCUGCCUUCCAUUCACACUACAAAUCUAAGGCUUGUUCCUGAAGCAGAUUCUAGUCAAUCUCAGAAAAUGUAUGUUGGAAGCAAAAAUAAAGUGUAUGGAAAAGUAGAGGCCUGCAUGUUAGAAAGAAAAUCAGAGAUGCCCUUUGAUGAGGAUUUGCCUGAAGUUCAUCAGAUUCUUGUGAGUAAUAAUUCUGAACAGAAAAUUAAUUUUGAAGAAGAUAGAAAGACCUUUAAUAAUACAAGUAAUGAAAUUCCUAGUAUUUCUGAUUCAAAAAUUCAGUAUCUGCAUAAGGAAACUGAACAUUCAGUAAUGAACAUUUCUGGUGUAUCUGCAUUUGAAAAUGCUACAAUAGCAUCAAGUACAAGUAACUUUACUCAGGUUACUUCAGAGCAGAGAUUAUAUCAAGAAGAUGGUGACAAGAACGUAAAGAAAUCAAAAAAGAAGAAGCAAGAUAAAUUGAAAGUUACUGAAUUGCAACAAAUUAAUACUUCUGACCGAGAUCAAACUGAUGAUACAAGUCAUAGUAUAGAACCUGGAUCUGAACACAAAAAUCUACAACCUGAAAGGGUUUUUCCUGCUGUGGAAUCUUCUAGUUUUCUAGAGAUGCUUGAAACAUUUGUUGAAGAUCAGCUGAAAUCUUUGUCAAACAUCAAACAUCAGCUCGAGAUAUUUAACUCUGUUGUUAGUCUUCAAAUCACUCAACAUGUUUCUGUACAUUACAUACAGAGCUACUGUACUCAGCUGGAAAAUUUUCAAGUGCAGAUAGAAACAUUUAAAAGUGAAGUUAAAAAGGUUGAAGAAUUUUGCAAUUUAUGUCCUGAACAUUAUCUUUAUGCUGGUACUGAAGAAAGUUUAGUGGUUCAUCUGUCUGAGACUGCUUCUGAACUGGAAAAGGUUAAUACUAUGUUGUCCCAGAAAAUAAUGAAGACAAAAGGUUUAUUAACUAGCAGAGUUGAUGAUCAUUAUUUACCAAAAGAGGAAGCUGUAGAUUCUACAUUGUUUCAAAAUAACAGUGAAAUAUCUGUUUUGACAAAAUCACUUCUUCAAUCAACAUAUCUACAAGAAGAUCUUUUGAUCAAUAUGCAAAAUAUUUUACUCUCUGACACUGUGAUAGACAAAGGGCAAUCAUUACUUUUAUCAAAAGAUAUCUCCACACAGUCUCAUUUAGAGUAUCUAGUUAAUAAGGAAACUGAAUGUAAUAUUCUACAGAAAAAUGAUCAAAGAAUUGAAGAAAUUUGCAUUCCAAGCUUACCUUCAACCAGUUACUUCCCCUUUGUUGAAUCUCAAAAAACUCUUUUCAUGCAGAAAUUGGCAGAAAUAGUUGAUGGGCUACUUCAGCAAACUGUGGAUGAAACCAGUUCGCAAAGGAUUGACAAAGUUCAUUAUUAUUAUGUUCAAAUGGUACAAACUAUGUAUCAGUGGAUUGAAUUUUUGGAGAUCUGGAUUUUGAAAAUUUCACAGUUGUCAGUGGACCAACACACAAAUGAAUGCAAGCUUCUAGAAGGAGAAUUAGAAAUUAUCCAGCAGCAUAUUAAUAACAUCAAAGAAGUUACAGAGAUUAUUUCUAAAGAUUUACCUCCAGAAAUGAAGGAAAAACUUCUUUCUCAUAUUUCUUCUCUACAAAUGAAAAUUGGCUCCACUAAAGAACUUGCUGGAUCAUUGUUUAUGCAAAUUUCUUUGUGGAACAAAGAAAAUCUAAGAAUUGAGGAGCAACACAAAAACUUGACUUUAAACCUUGCAUCUCUUAGAAAAGAACUGGAUGUUAUAGCAGAUAAUGACUUGUUUCGAGUACCUGCUGCUAAGGCUUUGAAAAGAAAUGUGUUUAAUUCUUCAUUGGAAUUGGAGAGUAUGUGUCAAGAGAAACUGGACCUAAAUCUUCAAUGGCCUGGAUGUGAAACAACAAACUAUGAAAGUGAAUUGGUUUGCAUUAAAGAUUUAAAGUUAAAGGUGCUUGAUGUUUACAUGAAUGCAGUCUUGGCUAAUAAUACUGCCAGGAAAUAUCAGUUAUUGUCUGAAGUGCUUGCAAGGUUUUUAGUUAGCACUUCAGAAAUAAUGUCAGAUCCAUUCAUCACAACAACAGAAGACCUGAAAAUAAAGUGUAAUAAUGCAAAGGAUUUCUUAUCUGCAUUGAUAUUAUUGCUAUGUCUGGCCAAAAAAUAUUUCCUGUUAUGUGAAAAGGACCUCAGUCCUGAAGCUGUUGCCACAUUUAACACAUUAUUAUCAAGAACUUCUGUCUUGAUAAAAGAAAUUGAAGACAAAAUCAAGGAGUGGUACUUCUGUUCAAAAAAUUUAGAUGAAUUGCUGAAUCAACUUCAACAGAAUUCCAUUUGGUUACAAGAAAAAUAUCAAAUGGUCACAAUUCAGUCUUCUAACAAGAAGAACUAUAAAAAAUAUAUUGCAUCUAUGACUAAUCUUCAGUUUGAUAUUCAGGAACAUUUUCUGCAAGUCAAUAACAUUCAGAAACUGUUUAAAAAAGUGUGUACUGUUAUUAAGUGUCCUUUUGUGGAAAUAACUAUGACUGAAUUUUUAACUAAGUAUGACCAGUUGGUGGAAAAUAUUGAGAAUGAACUUGCUUGUGUUAAAGUUAUUUAUGCUCAAUAUUCAGAAAAUGAAAAACGUCUAGAUGAAUUUCAGAAUUAUUCUUCGGAUCUGAACAACCGAACCUGUGAUAUUUUGCAUAAAAUUGAAAGUAACCAAGAUGACAAAUCAACUCUAUUUCAAAAUAUCCAAACUGUUAUUGAACUGGAAUCGGAGAUUACAGAGAAUGAAAAUGCAUGUUUGGAAAUUGAAAAUGCAGUAAUAUCGUUAGCCAUGUUUGAUCCUGAAGAAAAGAGUGUUUUAAAAGUUAUCCAUGGAACAUUUGAUGAUUUAAAGGCUGCUGUGAGAAAAAAGAAGUUGAUGAUGUUGAAUGAAAUAAGAACUCUUCCAGAAUCUGAAAUUGAGAAGGGAAUAAAUUUGUGGCUGAAUAAAAUAGUUGAAGCAUAUCGUAGCUCAAAUGUUUCAGAAUUUACUUCUUUAGCAGAAAUUCAAAUGUACAGAUAUAAACUUCAUGGAUAUUAUCAAGAACUUGAUACUAUUAGAGAAAUAUUGACUGCUAAAGGAAAAGUACUGUAUGUCACUUCAAAAUCUGAAGUCUUUAAUAUGGAUCUAAUUCAAGAAACAAUCAUGGAAUUUUCCAGUUGUAUUUCAGAAGCUGAUAAUCUUGUACUUCAUUGGUCUGCAUUUAAUGAAAUAUCAUCAAAUUUAGCAUCUUUCUUGCAAGAUAUGCAAACAUCAGUCAAUAAUCUUGCAACAAAAAAUCUAAAUAAUGAAAUCUGUCUCUUAAAUAAUGUUGCUAAGAUUAAAAAAUUUCAGAAAAUGUUGUUUGAAAAAAGUAGCGAUAUUGAAGAUGUGAAACGAAUAGGUGAAAUAAUAUCAAAGUCUAAUAGUGAGCAAUUAAAGAACUCUAUAAAGUCUACAGAAAAAAUGUUGAAUCAGCUUCAAUCAGAAGUUUCUUCUGCAAUUUCUUCAGUGAAACUCAUAACAGAAAAAAAUUUUGAUUUGUGGAACAAAUAUGUGGAAUCUGUAGAAUUAUGCUGGAUAUUUUUAACUGAGCAAAAAUAUCUGUUGAAUAUAUAUAGUGAACCUGUGCUAAAUUUGGAGCAUUUGAAUUAUAACAGUUUAAGGUUGAAUGAUUUAUUGCGAGAAAUUGAAUGCAAUGAGACAAUUUUACAAAAUGCCAUAUCAAAGGGCUCUAAUGUUAAAGAAAUUAUCAGUGCAAGCAAUCAUUCUACUGUGAACUCAGAUCUGAAAAUGUUAGAAAAUCACUGGCGAUGCCUUUGUGACGACUGCAGCACACAUCUUACAGAUCAGCAAUGUCUGAUUAUAGAAUGGAGUGAAUAUUUAAAAGAACUGGAGUCAUUGCAUAAAUGGAUCAUGAAAAUGCAAAAUCUCUUGCUAUGCCUUAAUUUAAAUAGACCUUAUCCCAUUGCUGAGUGUAAUGCUGUUUUUCAAGAACUGGAGGAUAAUAAAUGUACAUUGACAUCCUUACAAACGAAAUAUGAACUGAUGAAUAGAAGUUCUGUAUUGCACUCCUUGACAAAAGAAAAACUUAAAAACAAUCUGCUUUCAACAAAAAAUGCUUUUGAUUCACUAGAAAGUAUCUUAACGUAUUGCUGUGAUAUAUUUUUGGAGAUCAACCAUGAGAAAGAGGAUUUGGAAAAAAAUCUUAAUAUAAUCAAAGGCUUUUUGAAUACAACUGAAAAGGACUUAAGUGAUGCCAUUCCAUGUUCUAAGGAAGAUAUUGGUAGAAAUCUAGAAAAUACUGGGGUCUCUGUUUGUGAUACUGCAUCCCAUUAUGCAUCUCUCCAGUGUAUGAGAGGAGAAAUUUCUCUUGGAAAUAUCACUGAUUUCUCUAUAAUAUGCAGUCUGUCAACACUUCUUCUCCAAAUUCAAGAGCUAAUAUCCAAACUAUCUCGACAUUACUUUAGGUUGACAGAAGCUUAUUCUAAAAAUGCAUCCUUCUGGGAAAAUUAUAUUUUAAUUUUUAAAUUCCUCAAUACAUUUAGACAGUUUCAAGUGAAAGAGAUUCCCCUGGAUUAUAGGAAUUUAUUUAUCCAUUAUCUUAAGUUUCAGAUACUAGAAGUUUAUAUUCAUUGCCAUGAAAUUAUUGUACAACAUAUGAUGGAUACUGGACUUCAGCAAACAUCCACAAGGAGUGAAGUUUACACUGCCAGUUUUCUUAAGAUUUUUAACAAAUUUCAGAUGGAAUGGAGCUCCUUAGAAACCACAUAUGCAGCAAAAAUGUCUAGAAUGAAACAAAUUCUUUCUCUGUGGCAGAAUUAUUUAUUUUAUGUCUAUAAGAUACGUUCAUGGAUGCAAAACAUUAAGAAGGAUAUUCAAGUGACUCCACAAAUUUUAGAAGUAAAUGAAAUAGCAGCAGAGUUAGAUAAGUUACAGAAAUUUAUUGACAGCUCUGCUACCAUUAGAAAGUUUGUGGCAAAAGCAGAAUGUGCUGCUGAAAAGCUGUGCUCUGUGUUGAAUCGUGAUAUAAUAAAUAAUAUCAGAGAACAAAUGCUUAGUUUUAAGCACCAAAUUCAAAUGCAGGAAAAUAUGUUAAGUUGUCACAAGGCAGAAUUGGAAAAGUUACAUGAUUUAUUGGAAAAAUUGAAGUAUGGUAUUGAAACCGCUGAAGAAACUGCUCAGUCUGUUGAAUUAUUCUUAAAACAGAGCAUUCCAGAGGCCUAUAGUGAUUUAAAAAUUUAUAUGGAGCAAGCUAAAGAAAAGAAGGAAAGACUGAAGAAAAUUGUGGAGGAACUAACUAAUUGGAACCAUAAGGUUUUAGAAUUAGAAGAAAAAUGCUUAUUUUCUGAUUAUCAUGAAGAAAUUAAUAUUCAGAAGAAUGCAGCUCUUCUGCUUAUUUGCAAAUUAGAUAAACUUAAUAGCACCAUUACCUGUAGUUUGGAAAAGCGGACAGUAUUUAACAAAAAAUCAAUAUUAUUACUGCAGUGGAAUGAUUUCUUAGAAAAAAAAAUAAAACAGAAAUAUUUGGAACCAUCUGAAAAAGUUAUUACCAAAUUGCAAGCAAUUCAAGAAGAAAUAGACAAAAAGAAACCAGAGUUCGAGGAAAUAAUAACAUUAGGCAAUCUGUUAUUAAAAGACACAGAUACUGAUGACAAAUUUGUUCAAGAAGUAACUAAUUUGAAUACUGUUUUACCAAGAGUCACAACCUUGCUAAAUGACCAGUUAGAGACUUUGAGGAACAUCAUUGAGCAAAAAAGUUCAAUCAGCUCUUUUAUUGAAGAAAUUACUCACAUUUUAUCUGCUUCUGAAAGUUACAUAUAUUUACCACUUCAAUAUUCUGAUACUUCUGAUGAAGAAAUCGAUAGAAAUUUGAAUAAAACUCAGGCUGUCCUAGAUAAUCUUGAAGCCAAUUCUGGGAAGUUAAUAAGUAUGGGCAAUAGCAUGGAUGCACUUCUCUCAGAACCCACUGUGUAUUUUAGUUCUAUUGAGAAAAGUACCAUGCAAAGAUCAUGCAAAAGACUUUUGCAGCAGUGGACUAAAUUAAGAACCAUGACAUUUGAAAGACUAACAUAUUUCCAGAAUAUUAAGUUAUUGAAGGAAAGAAUGCUAAAUUCAAUGGACUGUCUGGAGAAAUGGCUUUCAUCAAAAGAGGGUAUAGUCUGCGAAUUUGAUUACGGUAUUCCUGGGCACUCAAAAAACGUAUAUUUGGAAAGCAUAAAAAAAUUUGAGAAUCUAAAACAUUGUGUCCAAGAUAAUGUUCAUUUGCUACAUUCGGUGAACACUUUAUAUCAAGACAUAGUCAAGCAAGAAUUAGAUGUGGAGGAUCAGUUGAAGAGUCGCUUAUUGAAAGCAAAUGAUAGGUGGCAUAAAUUAUAUAAGAACAUCAUUGAUGUUCUGGAGUAUACUGGGAAUGUAUUACAAAUGUGGGAAGAAUAUGAUAAAGUGAAAGAACAUCUACUUCUCUUCCUUACUGAAACAGAUCUUAAAUUAACCGAAUUGGAGAACUCAGAUGCUAUAUCGGAAGAGAUGUGUGCUAGGAUUUUGAAUGAAUUCAAAACUCAUGAAGAUGAAUAUCAGAGGUUUGUUGAUUUGUCUUGCCAUCUUAAAAAGCAAAGUGAAUGUUCGGUUUCUUUGUUUAAUUCAGAUGUCGAUGAAGUUUAUAAAUACUGGAAAGAAUUAUAUAAUCGUCUUAAAAAAUUCAAGUCCACUUCUGAAGAUCAUAAAAAACUGUCAACCUUUUUUGCCCCAUGCACCCCUCACACUGUUGGUAGACAGUUAUUCCAUUUUUCUCUUCCAAAACUCCAAAAAAUGAUUGUUGAGCAUGGUGAAUCUUCAUUAAUGGGUGGAAAUGAAGAAAAUAUACUUAAAGGUCAUAACUGUAUUAUAACUAGUCAAAGUAUGGAAGAAGUUUCGCAAGUUAAAGAUAAUUCUACCCAGCAUACUGAAUGUCUUACAGAUCAGACUAGAAGUCAGGAAACCUUAGCAAAAGGAAUCUGCCAGUUAAAGGAAGCUGUUGAUAAUGCUGAAGUAGAAUCUCCAAAAUUAUCAUAUUCUAGAAGUCUUGUAGGAGAAAAUGUUGCAGUUUCUGAAGUAAAAGGAUUUCAAGAUGUGUCAGAUGAAAGAGCAAAAGAGUACAUAAAAGAUUUAGUGGCUGCUUUAAAGGAGGCCGAAGAGAGAAUGGAUGCAUUAGAGAUCGUGCUGUCUGAGCUAACUCCAAGUGGAAUUGAUGAUGAUGACCAUGGCCCUAAUUUUUCACGUCUCUUAGCUGCCUGUCGAUCCAGCAUGGAUGUUAUACAACAUUUGAGUCACCUUCUGCUUGAGGAUAUUUCCAAUAACAGGAGUAGAAAUGUGAAGCAUAUAUAUGCCCAAGCUGAAACGUUGAUACUUCGUUGGGAGCAAAUUGAAAAAGCUACAUUGAGCAAAGAAUUGCGUGCUGCAGAAAACACCAAGAAAUGGCAGCAGUUUUCAAAAGACUUGAGAGAAAUUGAGAAAUGGUUACAAACUGCUCUUGACUUUCAUUCUUCUGAAACAGAAGGUGAUGUUGACAUGGAAAAACUACUUACUCUUGUACAAAAACAUAAGAAACUGAUUACUCAGAUAUGGUCCAGGAAAACAACUAUAUUAAAUCUAAAUAUGACUGGGAAGAAAUACCUGGCAUCUUCAAAACACAAAAAAUUAUUAGCUGUCAAUGAAAGAAUUAAGGCUGUCAAUGACCAUUGGGAUAGAGUGUAUAAUGCUGCACUGGCAUGGCAAAACAAAUUACAGUCUGAACUUAUUCAAAGCUCUGAAUUCCAGAAUACGAUAUAUGAAAUGGAAUUAUGGUUAAAAGAGUCAAAACAAAAAAUUGACUCAAUGUCUUCAGCCUCUGCUGCUUCUAAUGAAAUUCUGCACAAGCAACAUACAGAAUUUUUUGCUCUAAAACAACAUUUGGAAAACUGCUGUGUGAGAGUGCAAACAUUGUUAGAUGUGUCAGAUCAUCUUUUUGGAGGUGAACUUGUUUCUGGACAGUCUGAACCCUUUCAUAAUGAGAUCUCUGAAAUUCAGCAGAGGCUAAAAUCCAUAUUGAAAACUUCUCAAUGUCUUCUUCAACUAUGCACUGAGAAAUUAACUUUUCUUUCCAGUGUAUUAGGAAACAAAAAGAGUAUAUCUACAUCACAAAAGGUCUCACAGAUGGCUGGUUUCUCACCAUCAGUUGAUGAUGAUAGACCAGCCACAAUUCGACGAUGUUGCAGUUUCUUACUAAGAGUUGCAAGAGCUUCUUUUCCAAUCCAAGCAAUUUUGUUACUCCUUGUUGGGGCUGCUAUCUUCAUGCCUUUAGAAGAGGAGGAAGAAUUAAGUUGUCGAUUAUCAAACAGUUUUGCUAGCUCUCUGAAUCCAAUGCUUCGUUAUCCAGAUGGCCCACCUCCUGUAUAGUAUUGGAAAGGAAUAAAUACUGUUUAUUACUUUACCCCCCCCCUUUGUAAAAUACUAGGUAUGUGUAAAAUUGUCAACUGCAGGAGUUUAGAAUGUUGUUGAUAUAAUUUUCUAUAAUUUUUCAUUUUAAUGGUGAAUGACAAGUGCAUUAUGAACCAGCAUAAAAGAUUUCACAGUAUGUAUGGUUUAGUCAUGCACCUCCGUCCCCCCCCCUUCAAACUGCACAUUAUGUUAAAGUAAAUUAAAUUGAAAAUAAUAUUGUUUUUAAAAAUUAUAGUUUUGAUAUAAGCUCAAUUGUAUAUGUAUAUAUAUCUAAAUCUGAAAGUUUCCUUUUCCAUGGCAGGUACAUGAGAGAUGGAAUUUACUAAUCAGAAAAUUAAUUUUAAUUAGUAUCCCUUUUCACGUUAGAAAUGUAUUUCUAGUUGAAGCAUUGCCAUUAAUAAUUAUAUGUUAUAACAUAAUAAUUGUUGGUUGUGAUAUCUUAAAUGUUUUGUCUUUCAAUCAUGUUCAUUUUAUUACUGUUUUAAAAAUUAUUAAAUUUUUUAAUUUUAUUAGAUGUGCUAAUUAUAGGUGCUAAUUUAACGUUUUAUUUCAACUUGGUGCUUUCUACUUAUGAAAUUAUAUAAGAUGAUGUAUAUUACUGUACAAAAACUAAAGAAAAUUUUUCAAAACUACUAAAAGUGCCUAUAUUUGUUUUGGUAUGCAUGGCAUGACAUGCAUGAAUUUUUAUGUGAUCUGCAGUGUAGUUAACAUAUUCAUGAAAAUCAUUGUAGGUGCAUUUGCAGAAGAAUUGUUACUAGUUGUAUUGAGAAUGAUGUUUGCUUGUAUGAAAAUAAAUAAAGUCUAUGAAUUUUUAUUAAGCA